Molecule: messenger RNA, 2295 nt
Organism: Mastomys coucha (southern multimammate mouse)
Lineage: Eukaryota; Metazoa; Chordata; Mammalia; Rodentia; Muridae
Gene: Abtb1
Product: ankyrin repeat and BTB domain containing 1
Exons: 10
Coding region: 902-1912 (336 amino acids)
Cellular component (GO): cytoplasm; ubiquitin ligase complex
Molecular function (GO): protein binding
Source: RefSeq, a predicted model, not a curated record
GAGAGGAGUGUAGGGAGUGUACGGUCUUCUGGGUGGAAUCCAGGCCGGGUGGGCAGAGCCUGAAGUCGGCUGGGAAAGGUGCUGGUGGGCGAGGCCUCGGCCUGAUGGGCGGGACCUGAACCGGGCAGGACUCAGGGCAGACAAGCGUUGUUAAGGUUCAGUAUUCCAAGCCUGGGGGAGGUGCUGUCCUCAGAACUGAGUCCGUGUGAGGUGGGCGGGGCCUGCAGCGGACUGCUCUUCGGGUGAAGCUCCUCCGAGGGGGCGGGCUCUUGGUAGUGAGCUGUUCUUGGGGCGAGUGGACGGAACCUGGGAGAACUGAGUUGUCCUCUAGACGGGUGGGCGGGGUGAAGACUAGAGGUCCCCAGAGGCUAGGUGGGCGUGGUUGAGGUUACUGGGUGGGGCCUCGGGGAGCGGCCUUCUCGAUGGGAGGACCGGGUUCGGGCGGGACGGUCCUCCGGACGCCAGGCGCCGCUGCGGAGCCGCAGGCGGGCAUAGCUAGACCGUGCCGCGAGGGGCGGGGCGGUGAGUGUUUACAUCCGGCCGGGCACAGACAACUCCCGAGAUCGCUCGGCCGAGGGUCCAACCUCUUUCGCCAUGGACACCAGCGACCUGUUUGCCAGCUGCAGGAAGGGGGACGUGGGCCGUGUGCGGAGCCCGCUGUGAGGCCAACACCUUUGAUGGAGAACGGUGUCUCUACGGAGCGCUGAGUGACCCCAUUCGCCGUGCACUGAGAGACUACAAACAGGUCACUGCGUCCUGCAGGAGGCGGGAUUACUAUGACGAUUUCCUGCAGCGGCUUCUGGAACAGGGCAUCCAUAGCGAUGUGGUCUUUGUGGUACAUGGAAAGCCGUUCCGGGCCCAUCGCUGCAUCCUUGGUGCUCGCAGUACCUACUUCGCCAACAUGCUGGACACCAAGUGGAAGGGCAAGAGCGUCGUGGUUCUCAGGCACCCCCUGAUCAACCCGGUGGCCUUUGGGGCUCUACUGCAGUACCUGUAUACAGGUCGCUUGGACAUCGGUGUGGAGCAUGUGAGUGACUGUGAGCGCCUGGCUAAGCAGUGCCAGCUGUGGGACCUGCUGGACGACUUGGAGGCUAAAUGCGAGAAGGUGUCUGAAUUUGUGGCUUCCAAGCCUGGCACGUGUGUGAAGGUGUUGACUAUUGAGCCUCCUCCAGCAGAUCCCCGGUUACGGGCAGACAUGGCACUGCUGGCUGACUGUGCCCUGCCACCUGAGCUGCGGGGUGACCUUGGAGAACUGCCCUUCCCAUGCCCCGAUGGCUUCAGCAGCUGCCCUGAUAUCUGUUUCCGAGUGGCUGAUUCCAGCUUCCUCUGCCACAAGGCUUUCUUCUGUGGCCGCAGUGACUACUUCCGGGCCCUUGUGGAUGACCACUUUCGAGAGAGCGAGGAGCCGGCAGCCUCUGGAGACCCCCCAGUUGUCACCCUGCAUGACAUCUCCCCGGAGAUCUUCACUCACGUGCUGUACUACGUAUAUAGUGACCAUACCGAGCUGCCUCCUGAGUUGGCCUACGAUGUGCUGAGUGUGGCUGACAUGUACCUUCUACCUGGCCUGAAGCGGCUGUGUGGCCGCAGCCUGGCCCAGUUGCUGGAGGAAGAUAGUGUGGUGGGUGUUUGGCGCAUAGCCAAGCUGUUCCGGCUGGCCCGGCUGGAGGACCAGUGUACCGAAUAUAUGGCCAAGGUCAUAGAGAAGCUGGUAGAGCGAGAGGACUUCGUGGAGGCAGUGCGAGAAGAGGCAGCAGCUGUAGCAGCCCGGCAAGAGACAGACUCCAUUCCACUUGUUGAUGACAUCCGCUUCCAUGUGGCCAGCACAGUCCAGACCUACAGUGCCAUUGAAGAGGCACAGCAGCGACUUCGGGCACUGGAGGACCUGCUUGUGUCCAUUGGCUUGGACUGCUGAGCCCUUCCAUCUGGCAGCCCUGUGGCCAGGGCUGCUACAGUGACAGGCAUGCGCAGAGUGUGCAUGCAGCAACUGUUGCUCUUGCACGCUUGAUGGCAUUACAGUGGGCAGAGGGGACUCAUUGUGUUCCUGGGGACCUCACAGGAUGUUCUUGGGACGAGCCGCCUCCUCCAGUGCACAAGGAAGCCCCAAGAUUUGGGGCAGGCACCACUCAGGGAAAACUGGGGUACGGUAGGCUUUGAACUUAGUCCCAUCUUCCCCAGCACCCUCCCUGCUCCCUCCUGGCUCUCACCCAGCCCUGGCUUGCUUCAGCCAUUUCCAUGUACAGGGCUGGACAGGACGUAGGGAGUGUGUGGCAAUAAAGCUUGAAUUCACUCUGGGAA